Messenger RNA from Procambarus clarkii (red swamp crayfish), 1377 nucleotides. The record is from RefSeq and is a predicted model, not a curated record. NCBI's taxonomy places the organism in Eukaryota, Metazoa, Arthropoda, Malacostraca, Decapoda, Cambaridae.
GCCAAAGCAGUAGCACUACAAACAUCACAGUCAGCAGCACAAGCAGUAACACUACAAGCAGCACAAACAUCAUCAUCACAAGCAGAAGAACUACUGGCACCACAUUCAGCAUCACGAGCAGUAGCUCUACAAGCAUCUCAGUCUGCAGCACAAGCAGUAACACUAGAAGCAUCACAGUCAGCAGCACAAGCAGCAGCACUACAAUCACCACAGUCUGCAACACAAGCAGUAGCACUGGAAACACCACAGUCAGCAGCACAAGCAGAAACACUACAAGCAGAACUUCAAGCACCACAGUCAGCUGCACAAGCAGUAGCACUACAAGCAGCAGCUGUACAAGCAUCACAUUCAGCAGCACAAUCAGUAACACUACAAGCAGCAGCAGCACUACAAUCAUCAGCACAAGCAUUAGCACUACAAGCAUCCCAGUCAGGAGCACAAGCAGUAACACUACAAGUAUCAAAGUCAGCUGCACAAACAGUAGCUCUACAAACAUCACAGUCAGCAGCACAAGCUGUAAUUCUACAAGCCCCACAGUCAGCAGCAUAUGCAGUAGCACUACAAGCACCACAGUCAGUAUCACGAACAGUAGCUCUACAAGUAUCAAACACAAACAAUAACACUACAAGCAUCACAGACAGCAGCACAAGCAGUACCACUUCAAGCACCACAGUCAACAGCACAAUCAGCAGCACUACAAUCACCGCAGUCAGCAGCACAAGCAGAAGUACUACAAACAUCACAGUCCGGAGCACAAGCAGUAACUCUACAAGUAUCACAGUCAGCAGCACAAGCAGUAGCUCUGCAAAGCAUCACUGUCAGCAGCACAACAGAAGCUCUACAAGCGCCAUUGUCAGCAGCGCAAGCAGUAAGACUACAAGCACCAGAGUCAGCAGCACAGGCAGUAGCACUGCAAGCACAACAGUCAGCAUCACGAGCAGUAGAACAUCAAGCAUCAGAGUCAGCAGCACAAGCAGCAGCACUACAAGCAUAAAAAUCAGUAGCACAAGCAGUAGCUCUACAAGCAUCACAGUCAGCAGCACACGCAGUAGCACUUCAAGCACCAAAGUCCGCAGCUCAAGUAGCAGCACUACAAGACCCACAGUCAGCAGCACAUGCAGUAGCUCUACAAGCAUCACAGUCAGCACCACACGCAGAAACACUACAAGCACCAUAGUCAGCGGCACAAGCAUCAGUACUACAAGCACCACAGUCAGCAGCACUAAAAGCACCACAGUCGCAGCCCAAUCAGAAUCACUACAAGCACCACAGUCAGCAGCACAUGCGGCAGUAUUACAAGUACCACAGUCAGCAUCACAAGCAGUAACACUACAAGUAUCACAGCCAGCAGCACAUGCAGUAGCACCUAAGCAGUAG